CGGGUGAGAAAGGCUGCGAGAGAAGGAUCUGUACAGCACUAUAUAUAUGCACAUGUACAGGAACGUAUACGAUUCGCAUAAUAUAAUCCGUCAGUAUUACCAAGUCGUAUUAUUAUUCGCACACCCUGUUGCAUUCCUACCCCAACGUUGCAAAGUAUUUGAAAAACGAGAGAAGCAGAAUUUAUUCUGAACUCCCUGACUGAGGAGUGAAUCUCUGGGUUCGUAUUGUUGCAUUCGCUUAGAGAACGAAGAAGCAGUAUCGUCAUUGAGUACAAAAAUUUGUCGAUUUCACUCACCCGUAUUCGGCUUCUCCGGUGAAUUGGUCGUUACGUUGGUCGUCACAGCUCGAGGACGACACGAGGUGGCUGAGACCUGAAACCAUAGGACGAGUACCCACACAAAUUCAUCCUGAUCUCCUCCAAGUGGUGUUCAAGUACAAGGGCAAGGUCAGCCUGCGGUUGUGGAGCUCAUAUAUCCAAACUUGCUGAAAGAGGGGUUCGGGGACUUCCCUAAAAUAAAAGAGCCUGUCUGUCUGAGGAUUCAUCCCGGUUUUCGUCCAACCUGCGCUCGUGAAUCUCAAUCACUUCAUUAAGGAGAGAUGGAUGAAGAGGAUGAAAGAACUAAUAUUAUCAAGAAACCUGGAGGAUGGGGAACAAGACACAAUAUGGCAAUUCUGGGAUUUUGGGCGUUUGCAAUGUCUUACGCUAUGAGAUUUAACAUUUCGAUUGCCAUUGUUUCAAUGGUUAAUCAGACAUAUAUCAAUGAACAGAAAGCCCUCACAAAUUCAGAGUCACCACUUAACAUGAGUGGCGAAUCUCUCACCUGCUCUCAUCUAAAGGCUGAUCAAGUAUACAAUGAAAACGGGACAAUAAUUGAAGCAGAAGACGGAGAAUUCAAUUGGGGGACGGUCGAACAAGGAGUCAUCUUGAGCUCAUUUUUCUGGGGAUAUGUGGUAACGCAAAUGCCAGGAGGCCUGCUUGCCCAUCGCAUAGGUGGAAAAUGGCCGAUGGGAGUGGGGCUCUUGGUGGCAGGGGUUGCGACCUUUUUGACCCCUAUGGCAGCACGCACUCACAAAUACUUAUUGUGCAUCGCUCGCGUUGUAUGUGGACUUGGAGAGGGUUUUGCAUUUCCUUGUAUGCAUGGCAUAUUGGCAGCAUGGGCCCCACCUGACGAAAAAAGCAGACUGGCAAGUGUCGUUUAUGCGGGUGCUCAGUUUGGAACUGCUGCUACCAUGAUUAUGAGUGGUUAUUUGAUUCAUGGGAAUAUUUUGGGUGGUUGGCCAGCCGUAUUUUAUAUAACUGGUGGACUGACAAUUUUAUGGUUCGUUCUCUGGUCUCUCUUUGUAUUUGACACGCCUGCUGGUCAUCCAAGAAUUUCCGUCGAUGAGCUCAACUUUAUUGAGAAAUCUAUUGGCAGUCAAUCUUCUGGCAAGGUUAAAGUUCCUACCCCAUGGAAAGCUAUUUUCAAAUCAAUGCCGUUUUGGGCUAUCAUGAUUGGCCACUUUGGCCACGGUUGGGGAUUAUACACUCUACUCCAUCUACUACCAAGUUACCUGAAAUCUGUACUUAAUUUCGAUAUUAAGCAGAACAGUUGGUUAUCUGCACUUCCUUACAUUCUCAUGUGGAUUGCAUCCAUCUUCCUGACCCAGAUUGCUGAUGUAUUGAUCUCAAAGAAAGUCCUUAGAACGGUCAUCGUUAGAAAGUCUUGUCAGAGCAUUGCUCACUUGGGGUCGGCAAUCUUAUUGAUUGGUGCGGUCUACACGGGGUGCAGCAGGGGGGCAACUGUUUCACUACUGACACUAUCGGUCGCAAUUAAUGGAGCAAUUUACGGGGGUUACGUCGUCAACCAUGUUGACAUUGCCCGAAACCACGCCCACGUACUGAGCGGAAUUACACACACGUUUGCCAAUUUUGCUGGAUUCUGUGUUCCAAUUGUCGCCGGCCUACUUCUCGACAAAGAUUCAUCUUUGGAAAAUUGGCACUGGGUUUUCCUUAUCGCCGCAGCAGUUUAUGUCUUCGAUGUAAUAUUUUAUUGCGUAUUUGCAUCAGCAACAGAACAACCCUGGAAUCGUGGGUACAGUUCUCCUGGCAAAUAGGUUGCAGGAAUUGUUAUUUUAAACUGUAUAUACUGUAAAGUUUACUUUUUGUUUAAGAUAAAAUAUUAUUAAAAUUGUUGUUUAUUAGGAUUAUUUAAUAUUGGUAUUUCUAUACCAUGCAGCUAUAAUUUUAUGGCAAGGAUUUACAUGUAUACAAUAUGAGAUUAUCAAACGCAUUUAAACUCUGUUCUAGUUAAUUUCUAUUCCUUCUUCAUCAAAACAAAUAUCAACAUUUCCUGUGGGAUCAAGAUAACAACCCUGACUAUAAAAGAGAAUUGUGAUUUAUAAAUGUUUAGUAAAUUAGAAAUUUGUACAGGGCAUUAUUAGUUCUCUAAUUCAUUUUUACUAGCGCCACUUUCACAAAUCUCAGCGUUACGUGCAAUGGGAAACGAGUCUUUCACCCAUUCCUCUACUGUUUUAAAUAUUACCAAAAUUAGGGCAGAAAAAAUCUACUUUAUUUUUGCUGUUAGAACUAGGUCAUUUUCAUUUUGUGUGCCCCAUUCCGAGAUAUUUGGGUAUUGAAGUAUUCAGGUUACCUGAAUCAGGUAUUAGAGUAUUUUGAAAUUCGAAAAUUUUUUAAGGCCAGGAAAAUAGUGCAACCAACCAAAAUAUAGUGUAUAAUAUUUUAAAUUAUUACCUAAAGACGUUGAGGAAUGUAAUCAAAGUUGUAUCUCCUUUGAGACAGAUUAAUAAACGUAAGGGUAUAUAUUGAG
Folsomia candida is the source of this 2808-nucleotide messenger RNA. RefSeq names its product putative inorganic phosphate cotransporter. Bases 599 to 2095 code for a protein of 498 amino acids. The transcript has 18 exons. The record is from RefSeq and is a predicted model, not a curated record. Lineage: Eukaryota; Metazoa; Arthropoda; Collembola; Entomobryomorpha; Isotomidae. Gene Ontology annotation, molecular function: transmembrane transporter activity. Gene Ontology annotation, biological process: transmembrane transport; monoatomic anion transport.